GACACCAUACAACCAAGCACCCGCCCAACUUUGCGCGCGCAUGCGUGUGCAUGUGCAGAAAGAAAAAUACAUGUUACGGGUGCCCGCCAGUCCUGUGACCUGUCGACGCCGUUCAUCAGCAUGCCGCCCAUGCUGUCGCAACGUGUGCCAGCCCAAAAGACUUUGUGCCCCCCAUGCGCAAUUUUGGAGAGGGCGGCGAGAACGAAAGAAGAGGGCGCAACUACCAAAUCAAAGCGUCACUCGUCACUGUGUGCAGCGCGGGGAGCCAGAAGUGGAAAAUGGGGCGAGACGAAUUAACCCAUGAAACGUAUCAGAGCCAAGGAAGGGAGCGGAGACCCAAAAGAUGCUGCUGAGUGCGCCACUCAGCCGCGACAGCGAGGACAUUCGCAAAACUACUGGCACACAAGGCGGACUGGCAGAGCCUGUGUGGCCAGCGAGGUCGCCUGCGAAGACAACGCGCCGUGCCCCCCCGAAUGCAUGGACAGUUGCCUCUGCUCCACGACACAGGGAUGGCCCUGCAUGACACCCCCGCCCAAACGGCGGCACCCGCGGUCGUCCCUGGCAGGCGGGGUGGAGGAGGAGGAGGAGGAGGAGGAGGAGGAGGAGGAGGAGGGUGGGGGUGAGGUUUCGGCGGCCUUCGAGGUUAGCGGUUAGCGCUCGAACGGGGGCCCUUCCCUAAAAUCUCAGCACCAGUCGCGGCACCCAGUCGGCAUGCCUACCUUACCCACGUCGUCGUCGAGGAUAGAGGUGCUAUUUUGGGCUAGGCCUCAGUGCCGAUAUUCCUGCCUCCCUGAGUAUGAAUGAAGGCCAGAGCUUCCUGGCAGUAACUGGGUUCGAAGAUCACGUCCAGGCUGAUUCCAGCGCUCCCUUGAGGCCCUCGACAAGGCGGCUGAGGUAAAAAUCACUGGGGAAGAAAGCUCUCGUGAACUUCUGCCAGGCAUGCUGACACCGUUCAAUGUCUUCACAUUUCCCCCACGCGGCUCCGAGCAAUGAGUAAGUCAGAAGCUGACGCGCACAGACUCGCCCUCGUUGCGGGUGGAAUACCCCAGAAUAAACUUAGCCGUGAUAGGGCACAACGUAUACACCGUCACGGGGACACACAAGUCUACCCCGCAGAGCCUGCUGUGCUCCUUCAGCGCCCACGUCCGUCGGUUGUUCAGCGCGUGGACGCGUCCACCAAAGUAGACUGCGCGGAUGUUCAGCUCUGCUGCGCUGACACUACCGUCGCACAGCGCAUCCACAAGAGUGCGGAUGUCCUGGCUGCGGUGGCAGCCCCCGCCGAACUGCGGCGAGAUGCUGCGGUGCGAAAACCUCAGCUGGCUCACGAGCAGGCUCUGCAGGCUCUCGGACACGCAGCGCGCCCCGUGCCCCGCCAUCACCGCCGGCCCGCCGUUCUCCCGGUACACCCUCGUGACCACCGCGAUGGCGGCCUCGACGCCGCUCCGCCAGUCCCGCGCCGUCGCGCCGUCGAUCGCCCCGUGGAGGGCCUGGCCCGCGCCGCCGGCGCGGCCCGGCGCGAGGCCGCGGCACACCAGGGAGGACAGGAUGGAGGCCUCGCCGGCCUCCGCCUGCGCCUCGCGCGGCGGCGCGUCCAGCUCCAGCAGGCCCGCGAGCACCUCCGGCACGUCGACGGCCUGGCCGCCCACCUCCCCGCAGGCCGCCCAGCAGCCCGAGGCGGCGCCCGCGCCCUCGAAGUGCAGCAGGGCAGGGGGCCCGAGCGAGGGCGCGAAGGGCCCCGCUGCAGGCCAGCCCGUCGGGCCCACGCCCGCCGCCCACGGCCAGGGC
This is a messenger RNA of Prorocentrum cordatum, 1785 nucleotides long. Lineage: Eukaryota; Dinophyceae; Prorocentrales; Prorocentraceae. The record is from the annotation of a GenBank genome assembly.